UGGGUUCCAGGCCUCGUGACGGUCCCUGGGCGGCCACCCCGGGGCGCGGCCUCCCCCGAGGCAGGGAGGGGAGGAGCGCGUGGCCGUGGCCGGGUCCGCGGGCUGCGCCCCCGCUCCUCCCCGCGGCCCGGGCACACGUGGGCCCCGGGCGCCGCCUCCCCGCACCGCCCGCCCCCGGUCCCGCGCGUCCCCACCCACCUGGGGCCGCCCCCGCCGCCUAGCGGGCCCGGGGAUAAAGUGGCAGCGCAGACGCCGCGCCCUGUCGCCGCGGAGCCGGUGGCGCGCAGCUCGGCCCGGCGCUGGCCCGGCGCAGACGAGGACCCGCGGCGCUCGGGGAACGCGACAGCGGCGCUCGUGGCCCCGAUGAGGGAGCAGCCCUUACUUGCCCGGCUCUGAGUCUCCAUGCUGUCGUGGUUGGGAAGGCAAAAGCCAGGACAUGAUGGAAACAGGGCUUGAAGAUCCUUUCAGGAUGCCGGAGGAAAGUUCUCCCAGGCAGACCCCGCAGAGCAUUCCCUACCAGGACCUGCCCCACCUGGUCAAUGCCGACGGACAGUACCUCUUCUGCCGGUACUGGAAGCCUGCGGGCACACCCAAGGCCCUCAUCUUUGUGUCGCAUGGAGCCGGGGAGCACUGUGGCCGCUAUGACGAGCUGGCUCAGAUGCUGGUGGGGCUGGAGCUGCUGGUGUUCGCCCACGACCACGCUCUGGGGGCUGGACGUCCAGGGUCAGCAGGGGCGGUUCCCCUGAGGCCUCGCUCCACGGCGUGCAGACGGCCGUCUUCUCCGUGGUCAUCCCUCUGUGUGGUCUGUGUCCCCGUCUCCUCUUGUAAGGAUGCUGGUCGGAGUGGAGAGGCCGCGCCCCUGUGACCUCAUUUUAACGUGAUCGGCUCUUGUGAGAGGCCCUGUCUGCACACACGGUCUGUCCUGAGGGGCAUACGCUCUUGUGGGGCCACAGCCCCCAGCGCCGCCGUGGGAGUGAGCCCGCUGAGCCGUGGGCAGCUCUGGCGGCCGU
Messenger RNA from Hyaena hyaena (striped hyena), 1010 nucleotides. RefSeq names its product monoglyceride lipase-like. The record is from RefSeq and is a predicted model, not a curated record. Bases 437 to 865 code for a protein of 142 amino acids. Lineage: Eukaryota; Metazoa; Chordata; Mammalia; Carnivora; Hyaenidae. The transcript is spliced from 5 exons.